AUGACCAGAUUUGGUCUCCCGCUAGAGGUGGAAUCGGUGAUUCCUCAAUCGUAUCGUUCAAUAUCGAACACACACACCAAUUCGUCAUUAAAUGGGACCGAAUGCCCGCAAGAACAUGAGUAUUUCCCACAAUUCCAAUCGUUUUAUGACUCGUUAAACCAAACAACCAGGGCCAAUAAGGACCGUUGCAUGCAUAUAUGGGCCGAAAUGGAGUCUAAUAAUCGAUCUCAUACCGAGAAAAUCGUACAAGAAACCAAUCAAACAUUGAAGACAUUGACGGAAGAUUUCCAAUCAUUACUCUCAUCUCAAUCCACCAAUGUUAGCCAGAUCAUAGCAGAGGAAAAGGAGAGACGACGAAUACUAGAGGAGGCAAGAUUAAAGAAACUAGAAGAGGAGAGAAUACGGAGAGAAAAGGAGGAGGCCGAAAGGAAACGGAGAGAGAAGGAGGAAGAAGCAUUAAGAUUGAAGAAAAAGAAAGAAGAAGAAGAAUUACAAAGGAAAAAGAAAGAAGAAGAGGCUAAGAAGGCCGAAGAGGCUAAGAAGGAAGCUGCCAAAAAGGCCAAGGAAAAGCAAGAAAAGGAGAAGGAACGUAUUCGGAACGAAGAAGAGGCUGCGGCACGUGCCGGUGUUGGAUUGACCAAUUUCAUCAAAAUCGAAGAAUCGUUUUAUAAAUACAAACAGGACAUUGCUGAUAUCAAGCAGAAUGUUGUACUAGCGUUGAAGAAGGAGAAUGACCAGCAUAGGAAGGCCGUGGGGGCAUUGAAGAGGAAAAUCAACCCGAAAUUCGGACAACUUUCAAACAGUUUCACCCAAUUGGCACGUAUCACUGAAGAGGUCAAGCUGCAAAUACGUGACGCACAACAGAAUGCUAACGACUUGACAUACCAAUGGAUCUUAAACUUUGUGGCCAAGGCGAUUGUUUCCCAGGCCGAAACCGAGGUCACGGUCAAGGCAACGGCUGCCUUGCCAUUGGCCAGACUUGCAUUGAGCUUGCUUGAGCUGUUUGAACAAUUCGAGUACUAUUUAACCGCCAGGCUAGUCAAGAAGUGUCCCUUCAUCAUUGGAUAUAGUUGUAGCAUUGAAUCGGAAGAAGGUAGGACGAGAAUGGGGUGGCGUAGAAGAGACACCAAAUGGGAAGAUGAGGUCAAAUAUGAUGAAAGAGUUGCCGGGAUUUGUACUAUGUGGAGUGUUAUGAGUCGAUUGAAAGAUCAUUCGCCUGGAAAUGGACCGGGAAUCUUCAAUAUGAGAUCGUCAUGGCAAUUUGCUGCUCGUAUGGGGAAUACACCUGUUGAUCGACUCACUAACGCACAUUUUGUAUGUUUGGGCAAUUGGUGGGAAGCAUGUGCUGUUGAAUUGUACAAGGCAUAUGGAGGUAUGGGCCGCAAACUUCUUUUUGCCAUUGCAUUUGCACUCACCCAACUGGUUGUUGAUAAGAAAUAUGCUGGGGCAGCAAGACUUUUGAUUCUAGGUGAAGCACUUCAAAAGGGGGAAAUUGUACCGAUCAAGGAAAUGGAGAGGUAA
Molecule: messenger RNA, 1521 nt
Organism: [Candida] anglica
Lineage: Eukaryota; Fungi; Ascomycota; Pichiomycetes; Serinales; Debaryomycetaceae
Source: the annotation of a GenBank genome assembly